CUAAAACAGACCCGGCAAAAUGGACGAUAUAGCACUUCGAGCGUCCGAUCAUGUUUUAGAAGUGAUAUUCUCGUAUCUGGACCUGCACACGCUGAGAAACUGCUCGCUAGUGUGCAAGCGGUGGUACCGGUUUCUAAACGACGAGAACAACGACGUGUGGCGAAUGCACUGUAUAAGAAAAUUGGCGCAGGAAGCGCUCAGUUCCGAUUUGUUGUCGUCGGUGCCUACGUACAAGUCUAAACUGCGUGCGUUUUAUCACGCGUGGAAUCCAAACGACUGCUCGCGAAAUAUUUAUAUUAAACCCAACGGAUUCACGUUGCACAGAAAUCCUGUAGCACAGAGUACAGAUGCGUGUAGAGGUAAGAUAGGAUUCAGACACGGACGUCACGCUUGGGAAGUUAUUUGGGAAGGACCUUUAGGAACAGUAGCGGUAAUAGGAAUAGCAACUAAGGAAGCACCUCUCUUGUGCCAUGGAUAUGUAGCUUUACUAGGCUCCGAUGAACAUUCCUGGGGCUGGAAUCUUGUAGAUAAUCAUUUGUUGCAUAACGGAGAUGCGCAGGGAAAUUAUCCUUUACUUAACAAUGCUCCAAAAUAUCAGGUUGGGGAGAGAAUUAGAGUAAUUUUAGAUUGUGAUGAUAAUACAUUGUCUUUCGAGAAGAAUUAUGAAUUUCUGGGCGUAGCUUUCAGAGGAUUACCAGAUAAGAGAUUAUAUCCAUCGGUAUCUGCUGUUUAUGGAAAUACCGAGGUGUCCAUGGUGUACUUAGGACCACCAUUGGAUGGCUAACACACAUUACGUUUGAAAAAAAAAAACACAUAUCCUCAAAAGAGCUCAUUUGAGGCUGUACAAUGCAUUCUUAAUGCCAAGUUUUCUGUGCACUGUACCGAUAUUGUCUACGUUUAAGUAGAGCGAGCACACGGCGGCAAAUUGUACAAUAUUCUUUACAGAGAAAUGUGUGCCUGCUAGAUUACUUGGUCAAUAAUAUAUUGUAAAUAAUAGGCAUUUUUUUUAAACCGAUAAACUUUAUCAUCCGAUAUAUACGUAUCGUUUUUUUUUUUUUUUUUUCCCUCAGUUCAAAUUGAUCUAUUUUUAUUAAUGUAACUGCACGUAUGAAGGUUUUACGUGAUAUUAGUUUUAAGUAAUAGUACGUGAAAAAUAUUUCUUUUUUAUUAAUUUUUAUUAUUUUGUUGGAAGACGCAACGCCACAUCGUAUGAUGUCGAAUAUAGUAAUGUUUGUCACAUACCUUUAAUAUAUAUUUCCGUGCAGUAUUAUUUAUUAUCUGUUAUAAUUUUUUUAUAUAUAUCAAACACGCGCGAUAUUUUAGGUAAAAUAAUUUAACAAUUUGACUUCCUGUUUUUUUUUAAUCCACUUUCUCUUGUAACAUAUUUGCGUAUUGAGCUCAGGACAUUGCGUUGUAAUUUGUUUAUUGUUAAGAACAUAUUAGAAACACGAAAAUGAACGUUUAUAUAUAUAUAUAUAUAUUCUUCCAAAGAAUGCUCAUGUUUGUUUUUUAUAUAUUGUGAAUAUUGUUAGCGAAAGCAGCACGAUCAAAUAUGUUUGCUUUUAUUAUAAAGCUUACAACACUUGCCUCUAUCUUUCUAAUUUAUUACAAUUGUGUGUACAAAGAUCUAAUAUAUAGAAGUUUUACGACUAAUUAUAUUAUUUUCUGUUUAUAUUACAACACUAAACCAAAAAAUGGCUUUUAGAAAAUAAUUCGUCACAUAAUAUAGUAUACAGGGUGGUCUCACUUAAUGUGUUCAUUUAGUAACGACAUUAUUUUUUGUACACAAGAACAAAGAAAUCGCGAAAACAAUUAUACAAUAUAAAAAAAAAAAAAAAAAAAAAAUCAAAUAACAAGUUCUGUCAAGGCCUCAUUCAGUAGGCACACUAAAAAUUGCUAAAACUUAUUCGUCCUAAACAACAACAAAAAACUAGACUAGCAGUUCCAUUGUUUGUUCGUCAAAUAAAUACGGAAUAUUUACAAAAACGCACGUAAUAAUAUUUUACUAACACUUUCUCUUUGAGAGAGAUAUGCGGAGAGAAAGAAAGCAGUUAAUAAUUAUUAAAAACAUUGCUCCAAAGCAAUGUAUUGUUUAUCUUUGUAUUUUAAACAUUACAUGUCGCGUCACAGUAUGAUCUCGUUUAAACUCUAAGUCAUCGGUAUACUUAGGCUCUACAUUGCCGGUUAAAUACCAAUAUCAUUUUAAUAUCUCGUAUAUAUGUGUAAUAAAUUUACACACACAUAUAUAUGUAUAUAUAUUUAUUUAUAUGUUUUAAACCACUAUUGUGGAUAAAUAAGUGCACAAAGAAUACACUGCAUAAAAAUUCAAAAAGCUAUCGUUUUCAUUAGUGAAUUUUUACGUUGAUUGCAAAUAUAUAUAUAUAUAUAUAUACAUAUAAAUACGAGAGAUUGUAUAUUACAAUCUGUUAAAAAUCUAUUUAUAAAUAAAAAAUGCUGUUUUUAAGAUUGAAAACCGACAAUUAGAGAUGGCGAAUUAGAUCGGAGUAAAGAUGAUUAUUUAUAAAUGUACAUAUUUAUUAUGAUGAUUGCGUUUUUUGCUGUAGUGUUCGUGUGAAUUAGUUUUUCUAAACUUUUGUACAGAAUCGUGUACAUAGUGAUUAUAAAUAUUUGGGAAAUAAACUUUAUUUCAUACGUAUGUAUGUACAUGUACUAUGUACGUAUUUGUCCUGUGUAAAGUCACAACCUUUAUUUAACGUCUUCAGAUAUAUCUCAUUAUGUAUAUGCAUUUUUUGUUCUUGUGAAUAAUCGAUCAUUCUAUUGGUAUGUCAAAGAUGAGAGGUUUAACCAUAUUUGGACGACUCUCUUUUAUUUUAUUCAAAAUUUUACAAUGUACUCACAAUUCGAACGCUAAGUGACGGUAACAACGUACCUGUUUCAAAUAUCCGAAUAAUUGAGUAUGGCGGUCUCUUGAAUAAAAUUAUCAUUAUGGCACCAAAAUUAAAAUUAAUAACAUUUGUCCUCUUAUAAAUAAUGUAUACUAAAAUUAGUAAGUAAUGUUAAGUACGUAUUGAAAAUAAUGUUAAAACACCUUUUGCACCUGCUCGAGUCUAAUCGAGCGCGAAGAAAUCUUUCCUGAAUACACAAAAAAGACCAAAGUGCGAACAUUAUUACUCAAUACCUUACUAUUCUCUAGACCAGGAUAAGAAUUACGUUGGCGAAGAGAUAAUAUCAUAUCGUGACAAGAAAAAUGUUAUUGCAAUUACGUUCUUAUUGCACAAAUUCUUACGAAGCUCCCCGAAAACGUAAGAGAAAAACUUGAGAAUUAUUAAAUCAUGAUAUAAACUUUUCGAGUCUUCUGCACAAAAUCUUUUUUUUUGUGUUUUUUUUUUUUUUUUUUUUAUUCGAAUACAAGUAAUUCAGCUUGAGAAAUGUAAAGUGCAGUAUGCAAGUGUCAGAGCGUUGAUUUACUUACUCGAUCUCAUUAUUUACAAAUCGUUCGUUCUAGUAAGAAGAAAUCUCUAAUUUGUACAAUAUGUAUAAAGGCAGCGCGCGAAGUACAGUGACCGACAUUAACACCUUCGCAUUUGCUACGCACAUUUCAGAAACACUCAAUAUGGCAGAAAAUAUUGAGUAACACGAGAUUCUGACAAAUGUGAAGGCGUUGUUGUUGUCUUUGUACGUGUGAUACAUGAAACAGUGCACGAUUUACAUGUUACGACGUAUAUAUUGCACAAGCCAGACAUUCCAUACAAUACUAUCGGUAAACUAUAAAUGAGGCUAAACCUGACGGAAAAAAAUUUAUUCAAUAAGGGAAUGUUAUUCAACAACUCGAGUUCACUGAAUGUACAUGUGUAUAAUCUACAUCGUAUAUAAGCUGAUCGUAUACUUUCGAAGCGGUACGAAUUAUACAAACAACGAAACUGCAAAAAAAACAACAAAAAACUUACGUUAUCGCGCAUUAAAAAAAUAUUAUUUAACUCUUAGACUUAUACUAUACGACUGUGCCUACGUAUGAUAGCAGGAGAGAGAGAGGCAUUAAAAUUUAUUUUUUAAUAACAGACACAAACAUACAUAUAGUUCUGGAUUUUAAAAGAAUACUAUUGACGGUUGUAAAUAUAAAUAAUCGGCGUAACAAUACUAUGAAAAUACAUUUAUAACUCAUAAACAUAUAUAUGUAUAUAUAAGAUCAAAUAAAACGUGCGAUACUAAAAAAUAUAUGUAUGUACAUAUCCAAAUAUAUAUCACCACACUAUACAUCACAACUUUUCUCACUUUACUGUUGUGUUUAUAAUAUUUUAUAAUUGUAUAUUAAAUACGAUUUAAACGAUUAUUUGUAAAAAUGAAAUAAAAAUUAAAAGUGGAGAGAGCUGUCUGCAUGUAAACAAUAUGUCUAAAUAAAUAAAUCUUACGAUUGCACGUAAAACUUAAAACAAAAAUUAAAA
Messenger RNA from Pseudomyrmex gracilis, 4403 nucleotides. RefSeq names its product F-box/SPRY domain-containing protein 1 (gene Fsn). The transcript is spliced from 4 exons. The record is from RefSeq and is a predicted model, not a curated record. Gene Ontology annotation, cellular component: synapse; SCF ubiquitin ligase complex. NCBI's taxonomy places the organism in Eukaryota, Metazoa, Arthropoda, Insecta, Hymenoptera, Formicidae. Gene Ontology annotation, biological process: synapse assembly involved in innervation; proteasome-mediated ubiquitin-dependent protein catabolic process. Gene Ontology annotation, molecular function: protein binding. Bases 20 to 784 code for a protein of 254 amino acids.